Molecule: messenger RNA, 654 nt
Organism: Dictyostelium discoideum AX4
Lineage: Eukaryota; Evosea; Eumycetozoa; Dictyosteliales; Dictyosteliaceae
Exons: 2
Coding region: 1-654 (217 amino acids)
Source: RefSeq, a predicted model, not a curated record
AUGAUAGAUGUUUUAGAAAACCAAGAUAAUAAAACAUCGAAAAUGUUAGACAAUAAUCAAGUUGAAGAAAACAACGAAAAUUGUUGUGUCAACAAUAGUAACAAUGAAAAUGUAGAAAUAAAAGUACAACAACAAUUUGAUUAUUGUGAAAGGAAUUGGAGAGAUUUAAAAGAAAUUAUACAAGGUGAUAGAUUAGAAAUAUUGGGUAGAAAAUUAAAGGAUCAAGCAGAGAUGGAGAAACAUUUAAAGGUUGUAAAACAACAAUUUAAAACUAUUAAAGAUUAUAUUGAUUUCAAAGUUUUUAAAUUUCCAACACAAACUAUAAGCUAUACAGACGAACAAGGUAUUGAACUCAAUAGAUUAAUAACUAUUAGACCAGAGAAUUUAGAACAAAAAUUAGUUUUUAGACCAAACGAUUUCCCAUACAGUUGCGAUAAAUCAAUCUCACAUUGGGUAUUAUGGUGUUUAAAACCUCUUGAUCAUGAGGAUGCAAAACAACUCAUUUCAAAACUUACAAAUAGAGAAUUCAGCAAUGACGAUAACGGUUUCUUAUUCUUUAUCAAUCCUUUUCAUUUACAAAGUAUAAAAGAAAUUUCACAUUAUCAUGUUUUCAUUAAAAACAUUGACCAAAAUCAAUUGGAAUUUUCAAUAUAA